Molecule: messenger RNA, 1866 nt
Organism: Myotis brandtii (Brandt's bat)
Lineage: Eukaryota; Metazoa; Chordata; Mammalia; Chiroptera; Vespertilionidae
Gene: TRUB1
Product: TruB pseudouridine (psi) synthase family member 1
Exons: 8
Coding region: 24-1046 (340 amino acids)
Biological process (GO): tRNA modification; mRNA pseudouridine synthesis
Cellular component (GO): mitochondrion
Molecular function (GO): RNA binding; pseudouridine synthase activity
Source: RefSeq, a predicted model, not a curated record
AAACAGACCGGGGCUACAAAAGCAUGGCCUCUGCUGAGGCGGCGGCGUGGUCAUCGUCGUCGUCUUUGGAAACAGACUCAGCCCCAGUCCCUGAAACUGUAGGAACCGCUGCAGCCGCUGCGGUCGCGGCCGCGGCCAGGAUGGGACCCGGAGCCAGGGUCUCCAAGGCCGCUUUGGCCACGAAGCUGCUGUCCCUGAGCGGCGUGUUCGCCGUGCACAAGCCCAAAGGGCCCACUUCAGCCGAGCUGCUGAAUCGGCUGAAGGAGAAGCUGUUGGCAGAAGCAGGAAUGCCUUCUGCAGAAUUAACCAAGAGGAAAAGGCAGACCUUGAAAAUCGGGCACGGAGGGACUCUCGACAGUGCAGCCCGAGGAGUUCUGGUGAUUGGAAUUGGAAGGGGAACAAAAAUGUUGACCAGUAUGUUGUCAGGGUCGAAGAGGUAUAUUGCCAUUGGAGAGCUGGGGAAAGCUACCGACACACUGGAUUCUACAGGAAAAGUAACAGAAGAAAAACCUUACGAUCAAAUAACACAAGAAGAUAUUGAAGGCAUUUUACAGAAAUUUACUGGGAAUAUAAUGCAGGUACCUCCCCUCUAUUCUGCAUUAAAGAAAGAUGGACAGAGACUUUCCACUUUGGUGAAGCGAGGGGAAGUAGUAGAAGCAAAACCUGCCAGGCCAGUUACUGUGUACAGUCUCUCCCUUCAAAAAUUCCAGCCACCAUUUUUCACAUUAGAUGUUGAGUGUGGAGGAGGUUUUUAUAUCAGAAGCUUGGUCAGUGACAUUGGCAAAGAGCUCUCUUCCUGUGCCAACGUGCUGGAACUGACCCGGACCAAGCAGGGGCCUUUCACGCUGGACGAGCACGCCCUUCCCGAAGACAAAUGGACCAUUGAUGACAUUGCGCAGUCUCUGGAGCAUUGCUCAUCUCUCCUCCCAGCAGAGCUGGCACUUAAAAAACCAAAGCCCGAGGACUCUCAGGAGCACGGUUUGAGCUGUGAAUAUAUAACUCUGAAUGAGACGAAGGGAGAAGACGGUGAAAUUAAGACAUGUUAAGAUUGGCGUGGGUCGUCAUUUCUUGGUUGGCAUUUGAAUCCCGUGUACACAAUGACGAGCUAUGGGCAAAGGACAGUUUUUCCCUUUUUUUUUUUUGGCACGAAAGAAAAAUGUCCAUCAUUUACAGUUUCGAGAGGGUACAGUGUUAUCUGCUAUCCAGGAUAAGGAGCCUUGCAGUUGUUCAGCUCUUUGCCGUACCAUGGAAUGUUCUGGAAUAUUAUUAUGUGGUUAGAUUGGAUUCAGGGAAAUCAGCUUUCUGAUUUUGAUCUUGCUUCAAAGUCUUUUCCUGUGAAAAAGCUGAACACAUUUUCUAAUCAAAGAAAAAUGACAUAAGAGCUACAUGUUUCUUUGUCAUCACAAAAGUUAAUGUAAAUUAAUGUCACUUUGACUUUAUUUUGGCUCUCUGGUGACUGUUGUAUUGAAAUUCUUACACAAUGUUAGAAAAGGCUGUUAUUGAACUAUUUUUAUGUUUUGGAGAGUUUGCCAUUAUUAAGAACAUUUCUUUGAUAAGGAUGCAUUUAUUUGGUAAUAGCCAUGUUUGUUUAGGUCUUGGACAUUAAUAAACUUUUAAAAUAAAUGUUUAUAAUUAUACCAAAUUAUUGCUGCUACCACUUAAGGGAUGUCAAUGUAGGACUAAAUGUUUAAAUUGGCCUCUACCGUUAGUACACAGGAUAGCCCAGUGGCUUAUAUUUUGGGAACUAUGAGAUCUUUUUCUGAUAUUUUUAACAGUUGACCACCCUGUACUAUGUUAGUAAAUAACAGUUUUUAAAAAGUAAGCUAGCCCUGACCGGUUUGGCUCAGUGGAUAAAGCGUCGGCCUG